CGGGUUUUUGAAUUAUCAGCAGAGAAAAAUUCGAGAGUCAACAAGAUAUAUCUAAUAUUCCUUCUCUCAAAUAAUAUAAAAUAAAAAAUACAUGAUAUUAUUUUUAUUAGGGAGGAAUUGAAAAUUUUAUUAAUUAUUACUUUAUUAUUUUUUAUUUUAAAAAAAGAAGCAAUGAAAGCUGAACAUUUACUCUACAUACAAAAAGACAGAGAAACACAACUCAGUUUCACCUUCAUUUCCCAACCAUGAAUUUCAUUGCUUGAAUGGUUUUCUCUCUUCCAUUGGAUUGUACAGAUUCCCAGCUAAAAACCCAUUUCAGUCUGUUGAUUUUUUGGGAGAUUCUUCUAUUUUCUGUGUCUUUUCUAGGAUAGAAUUCCUUUUUUUUUUUCUUUUUUUUUCCGUUUGAUUUCUGCAACUUUUAUUUGGGUUUUGCUGGGAAUCUUUCCAUAGCAAGUAAUAUUCUCUUAACUGGGGUGUACAGAAAUAAACGAAUUUGGUGCAAUAUCUUUGUAUUUUUAGUCUAUUUUCAUCAAGAAAUUACUUGGGUUUUUUUUUUUUCUAUAUUUUUUUAAUUCUAUUGGAGAUCAAGGAGGGGAGAGAGAGAUGGGAAAGGAAGGGCCUUGCUAUCAUUGUGGAGUUACAAGCACUCCUCUUUGGCGGAAUGGACCACCAGAGAAGCCAAUUUUGUGCAAUGCAUGCGGCUCUAGAUGGAGGACAAAGGGCUCGCUUACAAACUACACCCCACUGCAUGCCCGUCCGGAUCUUGUUGAUUCUGUGGACUACAGAGUUCCUAAAGUGAAGAGUAUAUCUAUUAAGAUCAAAGAGCCGAAGUUGCACAAAAGAAAGCACUGGGAUAAUGAUGCAGAAGUUGAAAUUGAAGCGCCAAAAUCCGACCAGAACUUCCGGAAAGUUCUGGAGGAGGAUACAAGCAAUAGGUCUAGUACUGGUUCAGCCAUAUCAUACUCCGAGAACUGUUCUCAUUUUAACAGUGCAGAUGCGAACGAUUUGACAGGUUCAGCACAAUCCAACGUUUGGGAUGUGCCUUCGAAGAAGAGGACAUGCGUUAGUCGCCCGAAGCAAUCUCCCGUCGAAAAGCUCACAAAGGAUCUAUACUGCAUUUUACAUGAGCAACAACAGUCAUCUUAUCUUUCUGGAUCUUCAGAAGAGGAUCUGCUUUUUGAAAGUGGAACUCCUAUGGUCUCUGUUGAGAUAGGCCAUGGAAGUGUUCUCAUCAGACAUCCAAAUACAGCAGCCCGAGAGGAGGAAUCAGAGGCGAGCUCGCUUCCGGUCGAUAGCAAAGCCCACAUUGUAAAUGAGGCCUAUUCAGCGCCGACAUCCCUUCCUGUACAUACUGAAAGCAAAGGGAUAAAUUUUUCAAAUGUUGGCACUGAAAAGUUUAAGAGGCUUAUGGGACAAGGGGAACAAGAGCAUAUGAAAAGAGAUAAGUUCUCCCAUGAGAAGCUACAUAUUCUGCAGAAUAACAAUUCGCCCCUUGGAACCAUAGAUCUAAGAGAUGUUGUUAGCUUUGAGGAAUUUGUGAGACAUUUGACACAUGAAGAACAACAGCAGUUGAUGAAAUUACUGCCUUCUAUUGAUGCUAUUAAACUCCCUGAGAGCUUUAAAAGUAUGUUCGAUAGUCCUCAAUUCGUGGAGGCGUUGUCUUCUUUCCAACAACUUCUUUUGGAGGGAAUAUUUGAUCUUUCUCUUCCAGGAGUAAAAACCGAAGAGUGUACGAAUUUGAAGAGGCUAGCAUUAGUCAAUUUGACAAAAUCCAAAUGGGUAGAACAGUACCAACGGCUCAAGAAAUUGCAAGAUGGGAAUGGGGUUGCAGCAGGGACCAAUUCUGUUGCAAAAGGCAUGUUGACAAGCCUUAAAAGAGUGCACAAAAGUGGAAGCACGAAUUUUCCUUCUAUAAAAUCUCCUCAGUUGAAUUCUAGCAAUCUGGGUGUAAAAGAAAGCCACAGAGCCAAGGACAUAGAUAAUGAUGGGUCUUGUUUCAGUCCAAGAAGUCUGUUCGCAUUCCCGCCAGACAGGAGCUUGCUAGAUUCUUUGCAGUUCACAGAUGACAGUUCUGACCAAGAUUUGCUGUUUGACGUGCCAUCAAAUACGUCCUUCCCACAGGCAGAGCUUCUACACUGCCAUCUUUGGAAACAGAAAACUCUCCCAAAUAGUACACUGAUAGAGAACAAACAGAUUCUCUCGAGCCACUCAUCUUCAAGCCUUAGCAGCCAACAGCCAAUCAAGAGCAGCUUUGUGUUGCCGCAUCUUGUCCUCCCAUGACAUGCUUGUCCAUGCGACUACAGGCGUGCCUGUUUGGCGAGGCCGACAACUUGGGUCUGUCGUCCGCUUAUAUUUGCUGCGAAAAGCACAAGGUAUAUGUAAAUGAGGUUCAACACGUGCAUGCGCUUGCAGCUUGCUUAUCUUCCAUACUGUUAUCAUGGGUGGUUUUCUUUUCCUCUUUUGCUAUUUUCUCGACAUUUGAAUACACUAACCUUGGUUUGAACUGGCAUGUUAAGGGAUGAAUGUGGCUAGUUUUGUAUAGGCUGACAGAAGUUUGUAUUAUAUCUGAAACUGCAACAGAAGGGUUCAUGUUUUCAGCUGGAGGGAGGGUAAGUAUGUUAGUUGCUGCCUUUCAUAUGACGGAGAUAGACUUUUCUAGCUGCUUCAUAUCAGAGCUUGUGCUUGUGACUUUCUUCUUCUCAUUUCUGAGUAAGCAAGAUUUUUAUGGUAUGAGAACAGUAAUAUAGAAUAAAGGGAUUAUGAGACGAGCUUAGCGAAA
This is a messenger RNA of Magnolia sinica, 2779 nucleotides long. Its product is annotated as GATA transcription factor 26-like. The record is from RefSeq and is a predicted model, not a curated record. The transcript has 8 exons. Gene Ontology annotation, molecular function: zinc ion binding; sequence-specific DNA binding. NCBI's taxonomy places the organism in Eukaryota, Viridiplantae, Streptophyta, Magnoliopsida, Magnoliales, Magnoliaceae. Gene Ontology annotation, biological process: regulation of DNA-templated transcription. Bases 604 to 2280 code for a protein of 558 amino acids.